UGUUGUAAUCGAAGGAUUGAAAUUUGUAAUGUCAUGCUUCAACAAUCAUCUGUGACAAACCUUGUAAAAAAAUUAGAAACAAUUAUUUGUUAUUAACGUAUUAAUCAAAACAAUUUCAUGUAAAAUUAUCAAGAUUUCAUAUUGAAACCAAACAUCUGCAGAAACAAACGUAUAUUUGAAUUUAGGUUAUUGGAAAUAUGCCUGAGUAAUGGCCACUACUAAAGUUCCGGAACAAAAAGUUAUUCUUUGCGGAGAAUUUGGAGUUGGAAAAAGCUCACUUUUUAGAAGAUUUGCUACAAAUACUUUUGUUUCAUGUUCAGAUCGCCAUUCGACCCUUGGACUUGAUCACUUUGAUAAAAUAUUUAAUGUUCAUGGCAGAAGUGUUCGCCUCCAGCUAUGGGACACAGGAGGAAUGGAAAGAGUUGCCUCUAUAACAAGUAGUUACUACAAGUUUGCAGAAGCAGCCAUACUAGUGUUUAGCUUUGACAGUCCCGAUUCCUUCAAUAUCUUAUCCCAACACUUACUGGACAUAGUUACCUAUGCUGAAAGUGCCAAAAUAUUUCUGUGUGGAAAUAAGACGGAUCUGUUGAGCCAGAACUCCAAUGACUCUAUCACAGAUGCCGAUAUCGAAAACUUCUGUGAGCAGUGCCACAAUCUUGUGAGUGGAAUUUAUAAAACUUCAUGUAAAUCAGGUGCAGGUGUAGAAGAAAUGUUUAAUGAUAUCGCGAGGCAAUUGGUUGGCACCUGCAGAGUCAAAGAUAUUGAGUUAGAAGUGAAAGAUUCCUUUAAAGUUAGUGCUCAGGAUGAACCAAACCAAUCCUGCUCUUGCUAGUUUUCCUGAUUGAUUCCAGGGUUCGUACG
Messenger RNA from Uloborus diversus, 861 nucleotides. RefSeq names its product ras-related protein Rab-1D-like. Gene Ontology annotation, biological process: regulation of endocytosis. The transcript is spliced from 3 exons. Bases 209 to 832 code for a protein of 207 amino acids. The record is from RefSeq and is a predicted model, not a curated record. Gene Ontology annotation, molecular function: GTPase activity; GTP binding. Gene Ontology annotation, cellular component: endosome. NCBI's taxonomy places the organism in Eukaryota, Metazoa, Arthropoda, Arachnida, Araneae, Uloboridae.